AUGGAUGUUGCGGAGAGUCCUCCCACUCGCAUACUGCUGACCUUCACCGGCCAGGCCUUCCUUCGCGCCGCUAACCUGCAAUCGCUCCUGCGCCCGCCUCCCGCCUCUGCGCCUUUGCGCCGCUAUUAUCCCCCCGUCCCACUCGCCACCUCUUUUCCGAACGUAACAUGGCUUCUUCCACCCCGCCGCUCUGAAUGGCCGCCCGGCAUAGGCGGCAUGAGCGGCGCAGGCGGCGCGGGUUAUGAGGGCGUGGCGGCACCUCAAGUGCCCCCACCAUGUUACAUGUCCGCGCCGCUUCCGCGAAUCGUGGAAUUCCGCGCACCCCUCCCCCACCUGCCUAUGCCCGCUCAUGCGCUCCCUCAAUGGACCCCUCAUAUUUCCGCGGCUGGGAACGACGCCGCCUCCUUGCGAGCAAUCAGAAACUGCCGCGUGGCAGGCGAUGACAGGCGGCCAUGCGGUUAUGAGUCUCGGGCGGCAGAAGCGGCCGCUGAGGCGGGAGGCGCAACGACGAGGGCGGACGAUGGGGGCAUGGCGGAAGGCAGGUGGGGAGAAAACACGGAUUGGCGGGGAAAGAAGCGGCGGAGGGGGGAGAACGAGGGAAGCAGAGGGCGCGGCGGGAAUAAGCGCGCGGGGAAGGCUUCGAAGCGGUACGGGGCGCAGAGAGGGGCGGGGCGGAAGGCGCCCAAGCCACUGGCGUUCCCAGUCACAUGCCCGGUGUGUCCUGACGUGGUGCUGACGUCACUGGGUGUGCUGCAGUCGCACUUGGCGGGUCGCAAGCACCAGGCCGCCGAUGCUGGGCGCGCGCAGCGGGGGGGCGCGAGGGGGGCCGAGGCGCAGGGCGGGCAGGAGCAGGGGGGCCACGCGCAUGACAAGCAGGGGCAUGGGGGGAAGGGGCAUGAGGGGGAGGGGCAUGGGGGGAAGGGGCAUGGGGAGGGGCAUUGGUGGGAGGGGCAUGGGGAGGGGGAUGGGGGAGAGGGGCAUGGGGGAGAGGGGCAUGGGGGAAAGGGGCAUUUGGGGGAGGGGCAUGGGGGGGAGGGGCAUUGGGGGGAGGGGCUUGUGGAGAAGGGACAUGCUGACAGGCAUAGAGGUGAGGGGGGCAGUGGCGCAGUGAAUGGGGAAGAUGGAGGGGGGGGUGUGGGUGGCAUGGGGGGAGUGCAAGGGGAAACGGGGUUGGAGCACGGGGAACAUGGCGGGUAUGGGAAACAUGGGGUGGAUGAGACGCGAUGGGCAUGGAGGAGGGAGUGGCAGCAGGAGGAGAAGAAGAAACCGUACGUGGGGGAGUGGCGUGAUGGGGGUGUGAAGGUGGAGCACACAGUAGAGAUCAUUGACCUGGGGGAGGAUGAGACUGAAACAGACGAGAAUGCGAAGAAAGAGGAGGAGGUGGAGAUACUGGAGUUGGAUGAGAGCGAGGAGGAGGACGUGAAAGAGGAGGCGCGUACUGGUGUCCAAGGGCAGGGCGAACAAGCGAGGGCCAUGGGGUGGGCGAGUGAGGGGCCACCGUUUGUGGGGGGGUGGUGUGAGGUGUGUGGGGCGACGUGUCUGAACGAGAGCAACUACAAGUUCCACCUCAAAGGCAAACGCCACCGCUCCGCCCGCGCUGCCUCUCACACAGCCGCUGCUGCUGCUCCCGCUGCGCCUGUACCAUGA
Molecule: messenger RNA, 1647 nt
Organism: Closterium sp. Naga37s-1
Lineage: Eukaryota; Viridiplantae; Streptophyta; Zygnematophyceae; Desmidiales; Closteriaceae
Source: the annotation of a GenBank genome assembly